AUGCAUAAUCUGAAGCGUAUGAAAAACACUUCUAGAAGACCUAGUACUGAAGACCCUGGAUUUAGAAAAGUAAUUCAAUAUAAACGGAAUAUAAAAACAAUUGACAAAGAAGAAAUCAUUGAAACUGCUGAAACCGAAGAAAUAGCGCGAUUGAGAAAACAAGGUAAUGAUGAUGAUGACGGUGUUCGAGGAACUUCGGAUGCUGGAGGAGAUAACGAUGAUGAUGAUCAAGCAAUGCCACCUGCUGGAGGAGGUAAGAAUGAUGGUGAUAAGAAUAAUGGUGAUAAGAAUAAUGGUGAUAAAGAUAAUGAUGUACAAGGUAAAAUUGUUGAAGAGGAAGAAGAAGGUAAAGGUCAAGAAAUAGGGGUUGGGGUUGAACAACAACCUGAAGCUGCAACUUCAACCGGAAAGAAGAGGGUUAUCAAUAAACCUAUUGAUUCCCACAUGCCGCCCUCUCACUUGAAAAGGCAACAAAAAGCAGGUGAGCCUCUACGAGGGUUACCAGAAGAUGGUGGAACUGUUCUUUUUGGAUACAAAGACUCAUGGGCUUAUGAAAUCUAUUAUACUCUCGAUCAUACGAAUUUCCAUCCGUAUUUUGAGGCGCCAAGCUUCAACUUUAUGAUGAAGAAAUGGCCACUUGACAAUAAUGUGAUGUCGUGA
Molecule: messenger RNA, 660 nt
Organism: Papaver somniferum (opium poppy)
Lineage: Eukaryota; Viridiplantae; Streptophyta; Magnoliopsida; Ranunculales; Papaveraceae
Product: pheromone-processing carboxypeptidase KEX1-like
Exons: 3
Coding region: 1-660 (219 amino acids)
Source: RefSeq, a predicted model, not a curated record